GCUCGGGUCUGCAUGGACAACAUGAACUCCUUUGUGGAAUACUCUAUUUGUAACCGACCGGGAACCGGCAUUUAUUCUGCGCCUAAAUCUGGAUACCAUCAUCACUUGCACCAUCACCUUCCUCUGGAUCAGCAUCAGGGAUUCCCUGUGGCCAUCCAAACUGGCCUCAGUGGCCCUCCUGUCCCCGGGUCCAGAAGUGACAGCACAGACGGAGGAGCAAGUUACACCGCGGAUGGAAGGAUGUACGGGGGCGCUGGGGCGGACACCGCCAGUGGAGGAGCAAAUCAUUAUCAUCAUCAACAUCCUUCUCAACAUCAAGAACAGCAUACGCACAGCGGCUACCAUCAACAUCACAAUCAUCCUCAGCUUCACCAGAGCCAAAGCUUGCAGAGCGUAAUACCUUCUCCUUAUAAUAACGGCUGCAACACCGGGGCCUAUGUGGGCCAGGCAUGUGCCACAAACUCUGAGUACAUUGCUUCGACGGGCCCCCCCAACUCCGUCCAUCCGCAAUAUUUCGUGGAGGAGUCUUUGGCCUCCACCUACUGUCAUCAAUCAAAUUUCCCCAGCUCGGCCCCAACCGUGGGCCCCAGUUACAGCUCUCUUGCCGGGCUGUACUGCGGGCCUCAGCGCACUCUUGCUGGGUCACAGUACUCGCAGCAGAUUGGCGGGGGGGUUCUUGACGCAGGGAGCUACCUAGAGCUUUCGCCUGGGGCUGGCUACGGGGAGCUGCCGGUAUCCCAGGACAGAGAAAGGGGGGAUGAUGAGGUCCAGCAGGCCGGACAGGGGCAGACCUUUGACUGGAUGAAGGUGAAGAGAAAUCCGCCGAAGACAGUCAAAGUGUCCGACUUCGGCCUUUCCGGCGCCCACAACAACGCCAUGCGCACCAACUUCAGCACGCGGCAGCUGACGGAGCUGGAGAAGGAGUUCCACUUCAGCAAGUACCUGACGCGAGCGCGGCGCGUGGAGAUCGCCGCCACGCUGGAACUCAACGAGACGCAGGUGAAGAUCUGGUUCCAGAACAGACGUAUGAAGCAGAAGAAGCGCGAGCGGGAGGGCGCCUCCGCGUCUGCGCCGUCCUUCUCCUCCUCUUCCGGUACCGGCGGCGGCUUCAACAAGGAGCAGGAGGACACCGACCGGUCCUCCGCGUCUACGUCUCCGGGCGCGUCCCCGAGUUCGGAGACGUAG
Messenger RNA from Archocentrus centrarchus (flier cichlid), 1185 nucleotides. Its product is annotated as homeobox protein Hox-B1a-like. The coding region runs from base 13 to 1185 and encodes 390 amino acids. Gene Ontology annotation, biological process: regulation of transcription by RNA polymerase II. NCBI's taxonomy places the organism in Eukaryota, Metazoa, Chordata, Actinopteri, Cichliformes, Cichlidae. The record is from RefSeq and is a predicted model, not a curated record. Gene Ontology annotation, cellular component: nucleus. Gene Ontology annotation, molecular function: DNA-binding transcription factor activity, RNA polymerase II-specific; RNA polymerase II cis-regulatory region sequence-specific DNA binding. The transcript has 2 exons.